AUGGCGGUGGAGCUCGCAGGCGUCGCCUCCUUUGUCAACUAUCGGUGUCGCAUCAUCGAGGUGGCAGCUGACGGCGAGGAGGUCUUGCGUGGUGUAGAGACGGUCAAUGUUGAAGACAGUUUGGCCUCAUUCGCCGAUACGCUUGCUCGACGUUUUAACCACCCCCUUAACGCCUUGAAGCUGGAACUGAUGCACAGCCCCAAUGACAUCGAGGAGAUUGAUGUGACCAGCCUUGACCCCUUGAGCUCCCUCAAUCUGCACGUCGAGCCCAUCCACACCUUUCGCGUUUCUGUGCGUGGUGGCGAUGGAGAUGAAUAUGAUGCAAAAGAGACUGAAACGGGAAAGCAGCUGGGCCAAAGGCGACAGCGCGAUCCAGAGGACUCUCUCACAGAGGAGGGUGGCCUUUCAACAAGGCGCCGCAGUAGUGAUGACGACGACCUCACCCAGGGCUCAACCAAAACUCGACGCACGGGAUGGUCAGGCGAGAAAGAUGGCUAUACUACAGGAACUUCCACCUCCACUGGCACCACGACAAAUGGCGUUACUUAUGGUCCAGCUUCCCCUUAUACGUCAUCAUCCUAUUCGUCCUACUCAUCUCACCGGGCAGCGGGUUACGUCGGGCUAGCCAACCAAGGCGCCACUUGCUAUCUCAACAGCCUGCUUCAAAGUCUUUACAUGACGCCCGAAUUUCGAAAUGCGUUGUAUCGCUGGCAGCCGGAGGGGGGUGCCGAAGCAGAGACUUCCAGUAUCCCGCUGGAGUUACAACGCCUCUUUUUGACUCUGCAGGAAGGCAAGGUGUCAUACGCAGAGACCACCGCAGUAACCAAGUCAUUUGGUUGGGAUGGAGCCGAAGCCUUUCAGCAGCACGACGUUCAGGAGCUCUUGCGCGUUCUUUUUGACGCUCUGGAAACGGAAUGGACUGAUACGCCGUUGGCCAAAACCAUUCAAGACCUGUAUCAGGGCGAACUGAAGGACUACGUCCGCUGUUUAGCUUGCGGGAACGAGUCGGCUCGAAACGACAAAUUCAUGGAUGUCCCCUUGGUCAUCCGUCCUUUUGGCAGCGAGGACUGUUUGGGAUCAGUUCAGGAAAGCCUCGACAAGUUUAUUGAGGUCGAGCGUCUUGACCACCAUCCCAGCCCCGACGCGCCCUAUGCGCGCCUUUCAGGCUUAACGCUCAAUCGUGGCUGGCUAUGGAUGCUGUUUUGUCUGCAGGGUGAUAAUCAGUACGAGUGCUCGCACUGCAAGUGCAAGCAAGACGCCGACAAAGGCCUCAAAUUUGCCCAGUUGCCCUACAUCCUGACUUUUCAAAUCAAGCGUUUCGACUUUGAUUACGUUUAUUUUCGCCGCAUUAAGCUCAACGACAAAUUUUCCUUCCCAUUGGAGCUUGACAUGUCCAGUUACAUGCCGCGUUCUUCAGCGGCCGCAGAAGGUGACGCAGACACCUCCACGGAAGACGCCCUUGGCAUGCACGACAGCGAGCCAGGUGUUGCAGACAACGGCGGCCAGAAGGGCCAGGGGGCAGGUGAUGGUGCUGGUGAAACGGUUGUCGAGCCCUUUGACGAGAGCGAAGCGACCAACUCAUCUGAUGAUGAAGGCGCAGAGUCCGAUCCGCCCGCGUAUUCGCGUCUGCCCACCACGAGCGAUGCAUUGACUGAGGAUCCCUUUGAAGGUGAUGCGGCUGCUCGUCAACAGGCUUUGAAGAACGGGAUGCUGUACGAGCUCUUCUCCAUCAUGAUUCACUCAGGCUCAGCACUUGGUGGUCACUACUAUGCCUACAUCAAAGAUUUCAAGACAGGCAAAUGGCUUUGCUUCAACGACAGCAGCGUGACGGAGAUUGAUGUCAGUUUUGUUCUCUCACCUGGCCCCAGCAUGACCAUGUCGAGUCUUGAAAAGCGAUCGCUCACCCUAUGCGAGCCCCCAUUGCAGUUUGAGCGAUUGCGUGGCGCAUUCGGCGGCGCCAGCAUGCCGCGAUAUGGCUCGUCCAUGUAUUCAUCCUCUUCAAGUGGCUAUAUGCUGCUCUACCGCCGCGUGGACUCAGACCGCAACGAGUUGCCUGUGGCAAUGUCGGAUUUGCCGCCGGAGCUGUUGGAGCAGCGCGAUGCUUCUCGACGCGCGCAGCAAGCAGCUGAAGCGGAAGAAAAGGCCAAGCGCAAUCAAGUGGAGCUAAGCACCUACUUCUGCAAAUUUGGUGCGGCAAGCGACGACAAGAAGAUCAUCUCGGUUGAUCGAUUAUCCUCGACAGCGGACGCCUUUGUCAAAGCGCUGGAGGCCUGGGAGAUUCCCGAGUCGGUACCACGCUCACAUUUCCGCAUUUUCAAGUACACACCCUACAACGAAUCAAUCAGUGACGAGCUUCAGAUCAGCGAUGAUCUAACAAUUGAGAAGGCCGGCAUGCGGGUGUACUCUGCCUCCAAUGUCUUAAUUGUCCAAGCAAAUGACGAGGGGAAUUUCGAGCCGCUCGUGGUACCGGGCGUGCGCAUCACCAUGACCGUUUACCGAAGCAAGACGCACUCUUGGUUGCCUCCAGUCAAGUUCUGUUUGCCCAAAAACGGCAAUACAUCGGGCAUUGUUGAGCGACUUUGCCAGUUUUAUCAUUGCGAUGCGGAAAUCGUUCGCAUUUGCCAGGGUGAAGGUAUUGUGUGUGUGUGUGUGUGUGUGUGUGUGUGUGUGUGUGUGUGUGUGUGUGUGCAAUCCCAUGAAGACGUGUAUCGCGCCAUGCAUGAGCCCUCCUGUUUGAAGAAGAACAUUUCUUUCACCAUGGCGGGCAUUUAUGGUGGCGAUAACCUUUUCGCUGAUCUCGAGCCAGCUGAGGAGGAUCUUGGCGAACUGCCGUUCAAAGAAACCACCUUUUACAAGGCCGUGGAGACGUUGCGCCACACGGUGGAAUUUGAGAUUGAGCUUCCGCACGGCGACGUGAAAACCAUGGUGAUUGACACUCGAGACACCCUGCAGACUUUCAAGGAGCGUAUUCGCGAGGCGUUUUUGUCGGACAAGGAGCUGGAUGAUUUCCAGAUGUGGUAUUUCCGCUCCCUGCACAGUCGCUCAGAGAUACAGAUUCAAAAGCUUUCUCAAACCGUCGAUGCGGCUGGGGUGGAUAUUUCAAAGAAGGUUUUUAUCAAGGAGGGCAAGCCGCUCAAGGAGGGGGAAAGCCAUGUGGAUUUUUUCCUCAUGAGUGAUGACCACAAUCGGUCACUGAUUCCACUUAGCGGCCAAGUGCCUCUGCAGGAAAGGAGUGAUGCCGAUGCCAUGUUCGAGAUGGUGCGGGGUCUCAUCCGUGCCAAGGCUGCAGAGAUUGAGGAACAGCGUGCCAAGGAGGAGUCCUCGGCCCCGUCGGGUACAACGAGCGAUGUGUCUGAGGCCGCGACUCCCGCUGCAACCGAUUCACCUGCCGGCGAGCGCGCCGACGAGACGGAUUUGAUGAUUACUCUGGAAACGCAACGUCAGCGCGAUGAUUGGAUCCUUGAGCAUGCCCAAAACCUCGAGCAUAUGCGCAUUUGGGAGACGUCAUCACAGUUGCAGCUGCGGACCGUGUACCAGCCUGGCGACAAGAUUGGCUUGCUCUAUGAUGGAAAAAAAUUUCUUGUCGAGGCACGCGUGCUUCUUUUGGACGAGGAUGUUCACACGGCUCAAGGCGAAAUUAUUGUGUUUUACCGUCAAUGGGAUGCUACUCGCUAUCGUUUGGGUCCUCUUUGUGACAUGGUCAUCUCGUCGAGCCUGUCAAUCGAGCAGCUCCUGGAAAAAGUGUCUGAGCUCUAUGAUAUUCCGGUGCCGGAGCUGAACAUCCAAGCGGGGCCCACAUGCUACCCAUAUAUUGAGCGCCCUUCACGAGCCAGUUAUUUUCCGCCUCGCGUUGCAGCAAUGACGGCCAGUAUCUCGGCCUGGCCACUGUCUCUGUUGGCGCAUGGAAAAUCGUUCUAUUUCAAAGACAAGAGGCAAUCCGUCAAAGAUGUGUCGGACAAGGAUACAGCAGUGCUCGACCGCCGCUGGAUGACGAUGGAGAGCCGCAUUCAGCAUAUGGUGGCGUCCACCUCCAGCUAUGUUGCACGCCCUGAAGUGGGCGUCAAGAUCAAGACGAGCAAGCAGCGACGUACGGCCAGCAAUGACGUGGACGAGGCCACUGACAGCAAAGUGGGUGUGGAGCUGAAAAGCAACAAUCAAGUGGAUGAGGCCACCGGGGCUGAGCGGGAUGACUUUGAUCCGAACAUGGCCAAGCACCGCAAGUUUGACAACCCAUACCACAAUCCAGGGGCUGCCAAGCGUGGCUGGUCUCAGGGUAGUGUUGGUUGGGGAGUCCAGGGCUACUUUGGCUCACAGGAGGCUGACUCAGCCAACGCCAACCUUCAGCCCCGUAAGUUUGAGCUUGUGAAGGACAAAUUUGGGCGAUGGAUCAACCCCAACAAAAAAGGCAAAGCCAAGCCGCGAAGCGAUCGAGCGGAGACACUACGCCAAAUGCACCAUCUGCGUCGCACCGACAAGCUUCCUCUGAUGAUGUGGACGAAUUUGGACGGCGCCGGCGUCACAGUCCCCCAAGGCGUGGCUCAAGCCGUAGCCCGGAGCCUUCUCGACGAGGCAGACGUCAUGGGCCUGGCGACCGCGAAAGUCCUGAGCGGCGUGAUCGGCGAGACCGUGCUGACCACGAUCGUCGCGACCACCGCGCCGGCCGUUACUCUGACCGGCACGACCGUCGUGACCUUGAUGAGAAAAGUGUGCGGGGUCGGCACCGGCAGGAUGAGGACUAUGAUCGUCGCCCAUACGGACAUGGACACGGACGUGACGAUGAUCGUGAGCGGGGCCGAAGGUCGCACGAACGUGAUGAGGGUCGAAGGGAGCGGUGCACCCAAGCGCAAAAAGCGUUGGGAUCCUGAGUGGGGGGAAUGGCGCUAA
Monosiga brevicollis MX1 is the source of this 4884-nucleotide messenger RNA. RefSeq lists its product as uncharacterized. The transcript has 41 exons. Lineage: Eukaryota; Choanoflagellata; Craspedida; Salpingoecidae. The record is from RefSeq and is a predicted model, not a curated record. Gene Ontology annotation, molecular function: cysteine-type deubiquitinase activity; cysteine-type endopeptidase activity. Gene Ontology annotation, biological process: protein deubiquitination. Gene Ontology annotation, cellular component: cytosol; nucleus. The coding region runs from base 1 to 4884 and encodes 1627 amino acids.